This is a messenger RNA of Magallana angulata, 1282 nucleotides long. RefSeq names its product 39S ribosomal protein L38, mitochondrial-like. Gene Ontology annotation, cellular component: mitochondrial large ribosomal subunit. Lineage: Eukaryota; Metazoa; Mollusca; Bivalvia; Ostreida; Ostreidae. The record is from RefSeq and is a predicted model, not a curated record. The coding region runs from base 32 to 1246 and encodes 404 amino acids. The transcript has 8 exons.
ACCAAGUUUACCCAGCUCCAAAAAUGUGAAAAUGGCCGCUUCCACUGCAAAACACUUGAUCAAAACUUUAAUUAGUUGCAAAAGUUCUUAUCGUUUAGAAAAUGUACGUUAUGCAACGGGAUUACGAAAAUCAAAGAGGCUUGGGAAAAUGCCCGAACUUGCUAGAACAUUUGAGCAGAGAUUAGCAGAUAUGAAGCUUACUGAACAAUCAAAAGCCAAUAAUGUCAACAUUGGAUUCCCUUUGACUAAUACAGCCAUAACACAAUCCCAAAAGAGAGCUGUGAUUAGGAAAAACAAACAGGAGUUACUGGCCCUUGUUCAAGAUGGAGAGUUGAUGAUUGAUCUGGAUGAGGUUGAUGCUGCAUCCUGGGAUACAAAUAAAAAGGAGCAUCUCCACAGACUUGCUGUACAUUAUGGAGUUUUCCGCGACUUGUUCGGGGGUGCAUUCUUUUAUCCCCAGGUUGAUCUAGAGGUCAGCUAUGAUAUAUCAGAAGAGGAUGAAGUGCCAGUUUUUCAUGGAAAUUUGAUUGAACCUUCUCAAACAUCCAGAGUUCCAAAUGUUCACUAUGAAGUUGAUGGCGAUAGUUUAUGGACUCUGUUGAUGACAGCACCAGACAGCCAUCUACAGGAUAACAAUGCAGAGUACCUCCACUGGCUAGUAGGCAAUAUACCUGGAAAUGACAUUAGUAAAGGGGAACAACUCUGUGAUUAUCUGCAAGUUUUUCCUGUCAAAGGCACUGGUUUCCAUCGUUAUGUUUUUAUUCUCUUCAAACAGGAACAGCAAAUUGAUUUCAGAGAUAACAGGCUAUCCCCAAACAUAUGCUCUCUAAAGGAGAGGACAUUCAAUACCUUUAACUUUUACGAGAGACACCAGGAUCACAUGACCCCUGCAGGUUUCUGUUUCUUUCAAAGUGAGCAUGAUGAGAGUGUUCGGGAUGUAUUCUGGAACAAACUGGAUAUGAAGGAGCCGUCUUUUGAAUUUGUUUUCCCUGUACCAUAUCAUCCAAUACAGAAGAAGUUUCCACACAAAAAACCAUUUAACUUGUAUUUAGAUAGGUAUAGAGACAUCAAGGACAUUAAUGAGGAGGUGUUACAGGAAAAGCUGAAGACUGUGCACCCAUUUAAACCUAGCACUGAUCCCAAAUACCCCCUCUAUAGGCUCCAGCUCGAAAAUAGAGGUCUCCCGUCGUGGUUAAAGAAAAAACGGAGAAAUGCAACCCACAAAGUCAUGCAGUGGGAAGACUAGUACUGUUCAUUGAAAUAAAUGUGCUUUUCAAUAUCA